Messenger RNA from Toxorhynchites rutilus septentrionalis, 6080 nucleotides. RefSeq lists its product as uncharacterized. Gene Ontology annotation, biological process: DNA integration. Gene Ontology annotation, molecular function: nucleic acid binding. NCBI's taxonomy places the organism in Eukaryota, Metazoa, Arthropoda, Insecta, Diptera, Culicidae. The transcript has 2 exons. The record is from RefSeq and is a predicted model, not a curated record. Bases 686 to 5551 code for a protein of 1621 amino acids.
UACAUCAUUUUGAAUCGUGUGAUUAAAAAGUGUAGUGGUUAAAAUCAGUUCUCGUAGUUCCUGUCCGACUUUUCAAGUGCGCAAACCGUUCAAAUCCCACUGCGGAAACAUUUUUGGUCCUUCGAACCGGAUUAAGUGAUCGUAAAGUGCUUUGUGAUACUGUGAAAAACUCGGACAUCAAUCGGACAUCAGUGGUCAGUGCAAUAAUUGACUCUGGACUGGACUCGCUGGCCCAUACGCAAAGUGAAAUUCUAACGCUCGUUGCUGCAAGUGAACAGAAGACUGAAGUAGAAUAAUUACAGUGCGCGAAAGAUCGAAUGUUGUUCGACUUCGAUCUCCGAUUAGUGUCGUUGGCGUGUUAUCGGCUGCUUUCAGAGGAGAGCCAACUCAUCCGCAGUUAGAGUGUUCUUCAUCAGGCGAGAGUGGCACGACGGCUUGGCUUGGGUCAUUGGUCGAUCAAAAGCAGCAAAUUUCUACACUGUGGCUGGCAUUGUGAGUACCCGUAUGUUCAAACACUAUUCUUAUCGAGAACACUACUAGCUUCGAUUGGCUUGUUUGCUUUCAUCCUGAUUGAGUUGUUGGUUGGUAGCUUGGGCUCUGGUUCGCUUAUUGCUUAGUGGUAAUUUCUGGUGAACGUAGGUGAGGAGUUGAGUAGAUUUCGUAAACGGUUGCAGAUUCGUGAAAAAUGGCACCGAAUUUGAGAGAACUUACUCGUCAAGAACAUUUUUAUCUCGACACCAUGGAAAAUCUAAAAGAUUUUAUGGAAAACUUCGAAGCUGAUCGCGACAGUGAACAACUUGAGGGAUGGAAGCAACAAGCUGAGACAUUAUAUACUAAAUUUCAGGCGAAUCGGUUGAAAAUUGAAAUGUGUAUAGAUGUAGCCGAUAGGUCUGAAAAAGAUGUGAAGGAUGCAGAAACAACAAGUGUCGUAGAAGAAACAAAUCGUCUUGCUCGACGUGCCUUUGAAAAAGAUUAUGUGCGAGUGGUUAGCUUUCUGAAGAGAGAAAUAAAAAGGUUACAAAUAAAUUUCCCUACCACUUCUAUUGGUAGUACAACUUCAACAGACCACUCUUUUUCGCGCAUUAAGCUUCCCGAAGUUAAACUACCAACCUUUGACGGAUGUGUUUCAGAAUGGAUAACCUUCCGGGACACUUUUAAAUCACUCAUAGACUCGAAUCCCCAACUGUCGCCAAUAGACAAACUGUCGUAUCUCGUUGCAUCUCUUUCUAAAGAUGCCAGGAAAGUUAUCGAAUCCGUCGAACACACAGCCGCAAAUUAUACUGUUGCUUGGGCACUGCUGGAAAAGCGAUUCGACAAUAAAAAGUUGAUUGUAAAAACCUAUAUUGAUAGUCUUUUUUCGAUUGAACCAAUAAAAAAGGAAUGUUACGAAUCACUAAUGCAUUUAGUUGACGAUUUCGAGCGGAAUCUGUGCAUGAUCGAGAAGUUAGGCAUUCCAACGGACGGUUGGAGUGUGUUGCUGGCACAUAUGAUUUGUAGUCGCCUAGAUGCGUCGACGUUGAAGCAAUGGGAAAUUCAACACAAAUCCACGGAAGUUCCCAAAUACAAUGAUAUUAUAACAUUCCUUCGCACACAGCUUACAGUGUUACAAUCUUUGACAUUGUCGAAGUCACGUUCGGUCGAUCCAGUCAGAUUCGAUUCAAAUAGAUCACAGAAAUCUAAGAUAAAUACAGUCCACACAACUACCAAUACCACAUCAUCACCUGGCUCAUGCCCCUUUUGUUUGAAAUCACCGCAUUCGCCAUUCAAGUGCGAAUCAUUCCAGAAAUUGUCGGUAGCCCAACGCUUCGAACAGGUGAAAAAGAAAAAUCUGUGCAUCAACUGUUUUUCCUCCUCCCACCUACUCAGAAAUUGUUCUUCUGGUUCUUGCAGAGUAUGCAACCAAAAGCAUCACACUAUGCUCCACCACCCAUCGCAAGAUCGCUUGUCCACUCAAUCGAAACCAAACACCACUGCUGUUUUGCCCACUUCGCCAUCGCAUCAAAUUGAUCAGUCCAACCUAUCAAACCAACCGUCACAACCACGGUUAUCAUCGUCGACAGAAUCUCAAUUGCCUUCAACCUCGGCCCAAACUAGCCUCGUGUCCACCACUCUCGUUGGUAGCAGUCAAAGAAUGCCUGCUACAGUUCUGCUGCAAACCGCAAUCAUCAAGGUUUUCGGUUCUGGUGGAGACGCCCUGUGGGCCAGGGCACUGUUGGAUCCUGCGUCGCAGUUGUGCUUAAUUACUGAAAACAUGGUCCAGAAAUUAAAGCUUCGUCGCUAUCCAAAUCGCCAAGAAAUUGGUGGAGUUGGAAACACUCUCGUCGUGUCGUAUCAUGCUGUUGACGUUCGGAUAGGAUCUCGUUGUACGAAAUUUACGGUUGAGGAAUCUUGUCAAAUAUUGAAGAAAAUCACUCGUGAGCUUCCAGUGAACCCUGUUGAUUCGUCAACUUGGAAUAUUCCAUCCGAAGUCAUACUGGCUGAUCCAAAGUUCUAUGCGCCAGGGCCAAUAGAUUUGCUUCUGGGAAUGGAACUAUAUUUCGAUCUUCUUCUUGAAGGAUUAAUAAAACUGGGCCCUGAGAAGCCAGUUCUUCAAAAUACUGUUUUCGGAUGGGUAGCAUCCGGAAAAAUAGGAGCUCACCACCCUCGUACCCAACACAAGUUAGCUCACGUGUGCAGCGCAGAAUCAGUCGAUGAUCCAAUUUCUCGCUUCUGGGAAAUAGAAUCUUGUUGGUCCAAUAGUAUACGAUCCCCAGAUGAAACUUUCUGCGAGCAUUUUGUUGCUAACACCUUUCGUGACGAAUCUGGAAGAUUUGUCGUUACCUUACCGAAACGCCCAGAUAUAUUGUCUCAACUCGGGAGUUCCGAGGAAAUAGCCACUCGAAGGUUCCUUGCCCUUGAACGCAGACUUGAUGCGAACCUCCCACUCAAAGAAGCGUACACUUCAUUUGUUGCUGAAUAUUUGCAACUCAAUCACAUGCGUGAGAUCGACGACACGGAUAACACAUUUCCGUCUUACUACUUACCUCAUCAUGGAGUAGAGAAGGUGGAUAGUACAACCACCAAAUUACGGGUGGUCUUUGACGCCUCUUGUCGAACGGACAGCGGAUUUUCGCUGAAUCAGGCGUUAAUAGUGGGACCGGUUCUACAGGAUGACAUUCUAGACAUUUCGCUUCGCUUCAGAAUUCAUCAGUUUGCUAUUAUUACGGAUGCUGAAAAGAUGUAUCGGCAGAUCCGCCUCCACCCUGACGAUUUUCCACUGCAUCAGAUUCGCUGGUGGUCCUCUUCCUCGGAACCGCUGAAAACGUUUGAACUAACCACAGUCACCUACGGUACUGCCUCGACGCCAUACUUGGCUACAAGAUGUCUCCUUGAGUUGUCGAAACAGGGAGCUAAUGAAUUUCCUCUAGCCGCGAAAGUCCCGUCGAAGGAUUUUUACAUGAAUGACAUGCUUACCGGUGUCGAUGAUGAAGAAGACGGAAAAUACUUGUGCAGGCAACUGCGAAGCCUGUUACAAUCUGCAGGUUUAGCCGUGCGCUUACUAACCGCCAAAUCUAAGGUGGCCCCUCUCGGUGAUUCGAAGAAACAAAAACGCAUCUGCCUACCGAGGUUGGAACUCUCAUCUGCCCUUCUGUUGCGCCAUCUGUACCAUAAAGUUCAAGCCAGUACAACGCUGAAUGUCAAGACUAUCUUCUGGACAGACUCGAUGAUCACUCUACAUUGGCUUCGAUCGACACCAUCUAGAUGGAAAACCUUCAUCGCAAACCGUGUUUCUGAAGUGCAGAAUCUCACACAAAGCGGUAUUUGGGCGCACGUUCCAGGCAUCGAAAAUCCUGCAGACAUAAUUUCCCGUGGUAUGCGGCCAGCACAAUUGCAAGAAACCGCAUCCUGGUGGAAUGGUCCACCCUGGCUCAGCCAACCAUCGCGUUUUUGGCCACCUCUAAUUCCACCAACUUCCGUCGAAUUGCCGUCAGAAAUGCUGGAAGAAAGGACAGUUUCUCUGCCAGUGCGGGUGCACCCUCCGAAUGAAAUCUUUUUCUUACGAUCGUCGUUUCAGGCGCUUGUUCGUCUCAUUGCAUUUCUUCGUCGCUUCAUUCAUAACAGCAAACUUAUCAAUCGCUCAAAUCGACGAUAUGGUUUCCCACAAGCUUCAGAACUUGCGCAAGCCUCCAACAACCUAGUUCGACUGGCACAACUCGAGUCUUUCAGCAAGGAUAUCGCUGCUGUGGCUAAAAAUGGCCAGGUUGACUCACACUCUGAUCUACGAACACUUGCACCAAUUCUCAUCAACGGCAUUCUAAGACUUCGUGGCCGACUCAGGCAUGCGGCCAUAUCCAAAGAUAGUAAACAUCCGAUAAUCCUACCUGCACGACAUCCACUAACUACGUCUAUUGUGACUUACUAUCACCUGAAAAAUCUUCACGCCGGUCCUCAGCUGCUUGUAGCAUGUGUCCGGGAAAAAUUCUGGCCACUUCGCAUUCGAAAUUUAGCACGAAGCGUAGUGCACUCAUGUGUGAACUGUUUUCGCUGUCGUCCUCGUACCCUCGAUCAGAUCAUGGGAGAUCUGCCUUCAGAACGAGUUACUCCAACGUUACCCUUCCUCAAUACUGGAGUGGAUCUUUGUGGACCGUUCCAGUAUCGCAAAGCCAGCAGGGCUCCACCAAUAAAAUGCUACGUAGCCAUCUUUGUUUGCCUUGUCACCAAGGCAGUUCAUGUGGAGCUAGUCUACGAUCUCUCCACUCAAGCGUUCAUAGCAGCGCUACAUCGAUUUGUCGCCCGAAGAGGAAAACCGAACCUCAUAGAAUGCGACAAUGCCAAGAACUUCAAGGGUGCUGUGAGGGAACUAAAACAAUUAGCCAAGCAGUUUCGUUCUCAACAACAUCAAAGCGAAAUAGUCAACCGUUGUGCUGAUGACGGGAUAACCAUUAAAUUCAUUCCGCCACGCAGCCCAAACUUCGGUGGGCUAUGGGAAGCAGCGGUGAAGUCCUUCAAGCAGCACUUCCGUCGAACCGUAGGAAACUCGAUCCUAUCCCUGGACGAAUUCGUCACCCUGCUGGCCCGCAUCGAAGCCUGCUUGAAUUCUCGACCGCUGACUCCACUUACGGCUGAUGUCAAUGACUUGGAAGUUUUGACACCAGGUCAUUUCCUCGUCCAUCGUCCUCUCACUUGCUUCCCGGAACCCAAUCUGUCUGAUGUACCCCAAAACAGACUCGAUCGUUGGCAACGAAAUCAAGAGCUUCUUCGGCGGUUGUGGAAACGCUGGACGAUCGAUUACCUGUCUGGUAUUCAUCCACGUACCAAGUGGACUCGCAUACGAGACAACGUCGCCAUAGGAACGAUGGUCCUUCUUAAGGACGAUAAUCUGCCGCCUCUUAAAUGGAGAUACGGAAGAGUCAGCAAAAUAUACCAUGGAGACGAUGGAAAUAUCCGUGUUGUAGACGUCCGAACAGCAGAAGAAGAGUACCAACGAGGUAUCACAAAGAUAUGUGUGCUGCCUAUCCAACAAACAGCUGGGCCUACUGAAGUACCCGGCCUCUGCUCAGAUGACCACUAGGUUCUUCCAUCGCAGUACUCAGUACUGCGCAACGAACGGAGGCCUUUGAGCCUCCGUACCCUUACGCCCAACCCCGAUGACAACAAAGUGAACCCUGGAUCCCGAAAACUGCAUUUCCGUCGCUUCAAGAAGGUCACCACAACCAUGGAAUAUAGGAAAGCAGCCGAAACGAACAAAACUCGUCAGAGUCCGAUGGCCCAACCAUGAUGUGGGGAUAAUACCAGACGGAUAACAGUCUCCGGAGGAUAAGGAAGCAUCAUCAUCCCAUCAUCCCACUUGUCGCAGAUAUGUCGGUUGAAAGGUGUAUCCUUUCAACAGGGGCCGGCAUAUGUUGGAGCAACCCUAGAAUAUUAAGAGUUUUCGCAACGAAACUUUCAUGAUCAAAAAACCCUACAACAGUAAUGAACUUAUAUGUAGUCAUCUCACUAGAAUCAGCUUGCAUCUGCUAUAAUUAAGCUUCAGAUAGGAGAGAAACUGAUCUCGAUAGAGAGACAGGAAUCAAUUGAGAUGAAUCUCUAUUUGCACUUAA